Molecule: messenger RNA, 747 nt
Organism: Penicillium coprophilum
Lineage: Eukaryota; Fungi; Ascomycota; Eurotiomycetes; Eurotiales; Aspergillaceae
Exons: 1
Coding region: 1-747 (248 amino acids)
Source: RefSeq, a predicted model, not a curated record
AUGUCUUCUCAGGGCCCAAGUCGGGCUGGGUCGGCGGCAUCUGCCCAUCCCGUUGACGACAUUGGCUUCCCACGCGUGUAUAGUAUCACGAACCAGAUCUUCCACCGGCAUUAUGAUAUCAACUGGGUGGAUAACCAGCCUCUGUUUUACGGCGAAAUAUCUUUGCUCACACCAAAUAAGCCUGGCCUUACUUUCCAUACUGGUACCAGCACCCGGGCCCCAACUGUGGCCGUCUCCAAUUUUUUGGAGUCAUCCGGUGACUACAAAAUAGGCAUUGGGAAUCCCGACGAUGUGAGCGCCGUGCAGCGGGAGAAUAUGGCCAAGGAGCUCAUUCACAAACCAAAAUACCGGCUCGAAAUGACAGCUCAAUGUGGAUAUGAUCAAACUCAGAGCGAGGGGCGGUCAUUCCUACGGAAACAAACACGAACCGUUGGCGUUGAGAAUUCAGUGCUGUCUCGAUGGACUGGCCGGAACUAUAGGCGCGUGGAUGGGCACACCGAGCAAAUUCUUGGCGUCUUUUCAGGUGCGAAAGGACUGGGCAAAGGUGAGAAACUUCAAAUCAGAGUGGAAUACGGAGAGGGCUUCAAUCGAAUGGUCUUAAAUUUCUUGUUCGAGUCUGUGUGGGAAGGCGAGGCGGCGCAGACAGAGUGCAUCCGGUGGUGGUGGGGGCUGAAUCGAGUGUCAUUGUUCCAAUGUAAUGUACACGAGUCCAAGCGAGCGCUAUGUCAAUCGAGAGGGUAUCGUUGA